Molecule: messenger RNA, 1167 nt
Organism: Scophthalmus maximus (turbot)
Lineage: Eukaryota; Metazoa; Chordata; Actinopteri; Pleuronectiformes; Scophthalmidae
Gene: atoh7
Product: atonal bHLH transcription factor 7
Exons: 1
Coding region: 306-737 (143 amino acids)
Molecular function (GO): protein dimerization activity
Source: RefSeq, a predicted model, not a curated record
UGGGAGGGGGGGGACGGACUCCACCUGCUGCCACCUGUUCAUCUGCUCCAUCUUAUAAAAGCUGCUUCCCCACUGUCUCCAGGAUCACAAGCACCUUGGGCCCAUCAGGCUGUCCACUAUCAGGGGUUGCAAACACUCAACACAAAGGACACACAGCUUGGACAUUGGCCAGGCUGUAACACAGAGGAGAUCUCUGAGGAACCCUGACACUGAAACUGGAAGCUUCUUCUGACAGAUCCAUCCACUCACAGCUGAGUCUUUCUGAUCUGAGGACAGUCCCCGGUUUCAUUCUUCAAACGGAGAUCAUGAAGUCUCGCCGGCCCAGCUGCACCGACUCUGGAUCCGAGUCCUCGGAACAGGAUUCCCUGAGCCCCGAGAAGUAUGAGACCACCACCAGGCGACGGUCGGCCGCCAAUGCCAGAGAGAGGAAGAGGAUGCAGGGUUUGAACACGGCCUUUGAUCGCUUACGCAAAGUGGUCCCCCAGUGGGGCCAGGACAAAAAACUGUCCAAGUAUGAAACCCUGCAGAUGGCCCUCAGCUACAUCAUGGCGCUCAACCGGAUCCUGACGGACGCCAGGAGGCACAACGCUCCUCACAGGCAGUGGCUGGACCUGCAGUUUGACUGUGUGCAGCCUGAGAGCUACCCCUGCCUCAUGAGGUACGACUCUCCGACCGGACAGGAGUUCCUCCACUCAUCGUUCUCUUAUGACUUUGAUGGACAUCAGGUCCAUGCAUAAACUGAUGUGUUCAAUAAUCCGUCAUGUUGUUGAGUGUGAGUGACAAUGUGAAUUAUUUUUCCUCCAAUUUAGGAGACGGUAAAUACAUGUGUAUUGCACUAUUUUUUUUUUUUUUUGCAUUUAUCCAGUAAUUGUGUGACAAUCAAAAAAGGCUUCUGAGUUUGAAGUCUGUCAUUUAUUUACUGCUGUACAACCAGGCAGCAUGUUGAGCAGCUUUUUGUUCAAAGUGUAGCAAUAGAGUCAUUUUAAUGACUAGAUUGUAUUGAAGAUACAGGCAAUGGUAUAUUUUUUUAUCAUUAUUAUUUUUAUUGUUUUGUUAUUCUGAUACGGCCCUAAAAUGUUGUGCAAUGCUCAAUGAUUUCUGAGAAAAAAUGAUCGUGGUCUUGGUCGCAUGUUUAAAGUCAAUGUGUAACUAUUUUGUCAAAGUGUA